Eruca vesicaria subsp. sativa (arugula) is the source of this 979-nucleotide messenger RNA. Lineage: Eukaryota; Viridiplantae; Streptophyta; Magnoliopsida; Brassicales; Brassicaceae. The record is from the annotation of a GenBank genome assembly.
AUAUUAUUAGCUCGGAAAAAUUAGAUUUUAGUAUAAAUAAAAGAAACGGCAGGAUUGAGAAAUCCAGCAAAGCCACAGAAAAUAAAGUAGAAAAGUUAGACAAAAACAGCUAAGUCCUAUCUUUCAUUAUCUUUGACCAUAAACUUUGUGUACAGUCCACAUAAAAACACAACAGCUUUCUAUGCAUAACACACGCACACGCCUUUAUAUAUAUAAACACACGCACAAGAAUCUUUAAGGCUCACAAAUCAAAACUCCAUCUUCUCUCUCAGAUCUUUACGGACAACCAUAAAUUUCAUUUUAGCUUCCAAGUCGCUUAUUUAGUCUUCCUCUUUCAACACCCCCUUUGGUUCUUGCUUUAUGUCCACGACGAUGAAGACAACGGGCUGCAGCUCUGGUUCAGGUAAUCAGCGGCAGCCCAGUCGUUUACAAAAGCGAGCUCCAGCGUUAAAGAUAGUCCCUGAUCCGGCGAACAACUGGAAAACGGCUAUACCUCUCCUCUCGCCGCUAACUCUUUCCCCAGACUCACCGGUCAACCAACCGCCGGUUGAGAAGCAGACGAAAGCUAUUGCGGUUGCGGUUGAGAAAACGCCGGUUUUCAAGACGUGGCAGCAUCCUGCAGCGCCGUUUUGUUACGAGAAAUCAACGACGUUUGUUCCACCGUUUGUACCUGUUUAGUUUAUAUCAAAGGUUCAAAAAGUACAGUUUCUUUUUGUUUUUGGCCUGCGUAGAUCUAAUGUCCCAGAUUUACGCGAUUUGUUUUUAAACAAACGCGCGUUUGUACUAUUAUGUGGUUGGAACAACGCGAUUAUCGUAAUAGAUUGCUAAAUUAAAAGAUUACUAGGAUAAGACCCUCGUCUUGCGCGGGAUGAAGCUAUUAUUUUUAUUAUGUUUUGAAAAAUGAAACAAUAAUUCGGUUUCACUCGGAUUAGAGGUGUUCAAUCCGAAUAUCGGAUUUCGGUUCGGCUCGAUUUUUUGG